Molecule: messenger RNA, 1182 nt
Organism: Rotaria sordida
Lineage: Eukaryota; Metazoa; Rotifera; Eurotatoria; Philodinida; Philodinidae
Source: the annotation of a GenBank genome assembly
AUGCUCAGUAAUUGGUUGUUGUAUAUUUUUGCAACUAUUAUUGCAAUAUUAUUUUUUAAACCUUACGUUGAUGAAGAGCUGUUAGCAUUAACAGGAUAUCAUCGCGUAGCAAUAUUUCAUCGAAUAUAUUCCUUACGAAAUAAACUUUUACCAUUUCUACAUCCUGGAUCCAUAACAAUGGAUCCAGAUUCAAAAGCAUUAGAUGAAUUAAUUUCACUAUAUCAUCCAAAACUUGAUUUAAGUGAAAAUUUAACAAAGAAUGAUAUUGAAGAAUUUCGUUAUCAUUCAAAACGAAUAUUAACUGCUUUAUUUCCAGCAAAAUCAUCAUCUUGUCUUAUUCAACAUCAUAUAUUACAAUAUAAUACUAAUCAAAUACAUAUGUAUUAUAUACAACAUGAAAAAAUAAAUGAUUGGAAAUAUUCAAAUCAAUCAAUAAUUCUUUAUUUUCAUGGUGGUGGAUUUGUUUUUGGUGAUAUUGAUACAUAUUCUUGUUUUGAAUGUCAUCUAUCAAAAUCUCUUAAUAUGUUAAUACUUCAUGUUGAUUUUCGUCUUAUACCUGAAUACUCUCUUGAAGAAACUAUUGAAGAUGUAAUUAAUAUUUAUAAAAUAUUACUUGAUGCUGAUUCUAAUAUUCAUCGAAGAUUAAUUGGAAUGGGUGAUUCAUCAGGUGGAAUGCUUUGGAUUUAUCUUUUACAAUGGAUUAUAUCAAAUAAUAAACCAAUUCCACAAGGUGUUAUUUUACAUUCUCCAUGGCCUAAUCUUGAAUAUUUCGAUAAUGUUAGAUUCUCAACUGAUAAUUAUUUAUCAUUUAGACUUGUAUACAAUUUAAGACAAUUAAUAAUUGGUAAAGAUGCUGAUUGGUUUGAAAUGACUGAUGAGCAACUAAGUAAAAUAAGUCCAAAAGGUAAUUCAUACAAAGGAUUUCCACCACUUUAUAUAACAGCUGGUACAAAUGAAAUAUCAAUUGAUGAAAUUCGUGAUAUGACUAAGAAAAUGAAAUUAUCAGGUGUUGAAAUUACAUUAGAUGAAGGUGAAGGAUUGAUGCAUACAUAUGCUUUAUUUCAUAUGUGGUCACCUCAAAGUAGAUGUGUUCAAGAGAAAAUUCAUCAAUGGAUUCGAAAACAAUUGUUAAUUGGAAUGCAAUCAAAAUCCAAUGUAAAUAGGCUUACAACAAAUCCAUAG